GCUGUUAAACCCCAUCGAAGAAGCACGUCAGGCGUUGAAAGGAAGUGGAAUUGAGGACGCACAUAGCGUUACUACUUACGUUGUUACUAGUUAUAAGUAUCUACGGAUUUAGUGCACAUUCGCAUCGAAAUUGUAUACUUUUCGUCACACAGAGAAUACAAAACUGUAAUUUGGGCUGGACAACAUGGCGCAGUUGGUAUCCAUUAUGGAGGUUUUAGCUAAAGCAGCUGUAGCAGAAAUUAACAAACGUGUUGAUGAUAGCUGUGCAGUUAUACGUUUGGAAAUUACCCAAAGCCAGCGAGAUAUUGAUGUACUGAAAAGGAAGUGUCAAAUGAUGGAGAGCGAGCUGAAGAAGACACGAGGACAAGUCAGGAAAAAAGUUCUUUACCCCAUGGCAUCAGAGGGAUCUUCAUAUCCAGUCAAGAUUGUUUUGAACAAGCAGAAGAGUAAAUCACAGUGGAGAGAUGGAGAGAUGGCUGUUGAAGAGGACUCUCAACCCCAGCCUACAGAUGUAGAGCAGCGAGCAGAGACUGAACCCAUACUGAUCAAAGAUGAAGAGACAGCAGAGGAUGUGUGGAAGACUGACCUUCAGGAAGAGCUCAUGAUCACUGGAGAGGAGUCUGGUUCCAAGCCUGGGAAACCACCAUCCUUUGAGCAACGGCACUUUGAUGAGGACUUCAUCACACAACCCAACAUAUCUCCUGAAGACUCAGUGGAACAUUACCCCAAUUCUGAUGGUCCAGAGGAACCAGGCACACCCCGGUGUACGUCUACAGAGGUGUUUAGCACAGAGCAGCACCAGCCAGCCGAGGAUGAGGACUCGCUAGAGCAAGUGAUGGUGAAGGAUGAGAAAAGGGAGCUGGAUCAGACCACGGCCCUGGAAGGACCUGACCAGUUUGUCAUGGAUGAGACUGAUGGGCAGCUGUGGACCUCUGUGGAUCCAGAUAGAGACACUGACCCUGAUGGUCACCCAGAUUUCUCCUUUCAUGCCAUAGAGGAGUACUCUCAGAAUAUCUCAAUUUUCCCAUCUCAUAGUGGGCUUCCAUCCCUACCUACUAUGAUAGAUGAUGGAGGGCCAUCCCUUCACUCUAUAGGGAAACCACAUGCUAACAUGUUCAGUGCAGCAGCACACAUGAAAAAACAUGUCAGGACAUUGGCUGAUGAGACUAGACAACAGAUGCCAGAAGGACAGAGCAGCGAAACACUGAACUCUAAUAAUGAUGGAAGUAGUUUAGCUCUACAGCCAAGGCAGCAUCAGCACAGGGCUUCAGAAGCAACAGUGAGAAUGAGUGAGUGCAUGACAGGGUCAAACAUGGCCACCACCUCCACCUUCUCUGGAUACAGCCUGAGUCGCAGUAGUUUUAACAUGGUGAAGAGAAUGAGGACUCAGUGGAGGUCGGGCGGCACCACUGAGAGGCGUUUCAGCUGCACCUUCUGUGGGAAGAGCUUCCAGCGUUUCAGCCAGCUCAAAGAACACCUCCGGAGUCACACCGGAGAGAAACCGUACACCUGCGAACAGUGUGGCAGGAGUUUCACCAAGCAGUGCAACCUGAUCAGACAUGCUGUGGUCCACAGCGGGGAGAAGCCCUACGAGUGCACACAGUGUGGGAAAUGCUUCACCCGGCGCUCCAGUAUGAAGUCACAUCAGAGAACUCACAUAGGGGAGAGUCCAGUGUCUCAACAUGUGGUACCUGCAUACCCCGGGGAUCCACACACAAGUUUAAUGUUGUCUCAGACCAGAUGGAACAAAUAGUAACAUAAUUGUAUCAUUUUUGGUAACAUUUUCUAUGUGAAAAUGUAGGCAGAAGUUUUUUUGAGACAUUUUGACAAGCUUUUCCUCUCUCUAUAUAUUUUUUUGACUGUUGACUGCACCUCAAUUUCAUUUUAACAACCUAUUUACAACUGGUAACAUUGUGUAUUUGUACCACAAAAUCAUAAAAAACAUGUUUAUAUUCAAUUAAAAAUAAUAUAUAGUAGAGUCAUUUAGGAGCCAUUUAGGAUGUAUUGUCUAGUUCGUGUUUGUCUUUCUGGGAUGUCACUUGCCACAAGGGGACAGUCUCAUAUCAGGUCAGGUUAACUCAACUUGAUUUCUCAAGUUAUAUUUUCACCUGACUCUGUUGCUGCCUUAAAAUGUUAAAGGUGCACUAUACAGAAAUCGCUCCGCCAUUUCCUGGUUGCGAAAAUUAUAAUGUUGUGCCUAAUUUCAGUUGGUGAAAAAACAAGCAAGUAUAGUGUAGAGAAUCAUUGUACAGUCGUGGCCAAAAGUUUUGAGAAUGACACAAAUAUUAAUUUUCACAAAGUUUGCUGCCUCAGUUUGUAUGAUGGAUGGCAAUUU
Molecule: messenger RNA, 2335 nt
Organism: Oncorhynchus mykiss (rainbow trout)
Lineage: Eukaryota; Metazoa; Chordata; Actinopteri; Salmoniformes; Salmonidae
Source: RefSeq, a predicted model, not a curated record